AACUCCAUCCGGCACAACCUGUCCCUGCACACCCGCUUCAUCCGCGUGCAGAACGAGGGCACGGGCAAGAGCUCCUGGUGGAUGCUGAACCCCGAGGGCGGCCAGACGGGGAAGACGCCGCGCCGGCGGGCGGUCUCCAUGGACAACAACAGCAAGUUCCUGCGCAUCAAGGGCAAGGCCAGCAAGAAGAAGCAGCUGCAGGUGACGCAGGAGCGCGGGGAGGACAGUCCCUCAUCCCAGCAAGCCAAGUGGUCGGAGAGCCCCGCAUCCCAUGCCAGCGACGAGUACGAUGCCUGGGCGGACUUCAGGACACGGGCCAACUCCACGGCCAGCACGCUGAGCGGGCGCCUCUCGCCCAUCAUGUCCAACCACGAGCCGGAUGAGCUGGAGGAGGAUGAUGGAACCCCUUCCUCUCCGCUGAUGUACCCCAGCCCCUCCAGCACCAUGUCUCCUUCCCUCAACACCCGCUGCUCCGUGGAGCUGCCCCGGCUGACCGACCUGACCGGCACCAUCAGCCUGAACGAGACCCUCGGGGGGCGCCUGCUGGAGGGCCAGGAUGGGUACACCAUGAGCCCCUCGCAGCAGCUCCCCCCGGCCGCCCUGCGGCAGCGGAGCUCCAGUUUCACCUUCAACUCCAAGUGCUCCACCAUGGGUGCUGCCACCAACACCUACUGCGGGACUAUCUACAGCCAACCGGCCAUGAGCCUCAUGCGCCGCCUGCCCAUGCAGACCAUCCAGGAGAACAAGCAAGCCACCUUCUCGCCCGUCAGCUCCUACAGGAACGCCUCGCUGCAGGACCUGCUCUCCUCCAUCUCCUACGCGCACAAGGAGAGCAUGGUCCCGGGGGACCUGCCCGUGCCGCAGGCCAGCCCCAUGGGCCCCUACCCGGGGGCUGUCCAUCCCCCCGUGUUGGGCCAAGACAGGUUCCCAGCAGACCUGGACCUGGACAUGUUCAACGGGAGCCUGGAGUGCGACGUGGAGUCCAUCAUCCUGAAUGACUUUAUGGACAGUGAUGAGAUGGACUUCAACUUCGACUCGGCUCUCCCACCGCAGAACGGGCUCAACGUGCCCGGGGGCCCGCAGCCCACGAACCAGAGCUGGGUGCCCGGGUGA
Messenger RNA from Nestor notabilis (Kea), 1113 nucleotides. RefSeq names its product forkhead box protein O6-like. Gene Ontology annotation, molecular function: DNA-binding transcription factor activity, RNA polymerase II-specific; RNA polymerase II cis-regulatory region sequence-specific DNA binding. Gene Ontology annotation, biological process: regulation of transcription by RNA polymerase II. NCBI's taxonomy places the organism in Eukaryota, Metazoa, Chordata, Aves, Psittaciformes, Psittacidae. The record is from RefSeq and is a predicted model, not a curated record. Gene Ontology annotation, cellular component: nucleus.